AUGUUCAAGGCCAUCUUCUCUUCGGCCAAUAGCGCUAAACAGCCAAAGGCAUCUUCCUCUUCCUCACCCAAAAGCAGCCAAAACUCGCCUUCGUCCUCACCCACAAUGUCCUCGACCCCGCUUCUACCGCCUCGUACUUCGAGCUCAGUCUCGACUUCUUGGAAAGUGCCGCCUUUUCCUCACCCGUUGCCUGAGCGUCGGGUUGGCAUCAUGACCACCGAUCAAGGCCUCCUGAUAUAUCCUCGAACGUCUUCGUACUACCAUUCUCACCGGAAGAACCAUCGCCAUAAUGACUCAACAGCUUCGCACCAUGCCCAGCCGAAUACGACAGCAGUUCCCAAUACCACCGUUUCUCGCCCAUCGGGAUCUGGUGAUGGCUUCAAAGUGGCGACGAUCGGAACGUCAAGUAUCUCCUCUCUCAACUCAUCUCCUGGCUCUCUGGCUGCCACUGGUGCAAUACCUCCCAUCACCUCACUCGACAUCGGUUUCCUGAUCAACUGGAACAGAGAAGCCAAAAUCACCCUGUUACAGCCCUCCGAGUGGAAGUCGAUCUUGGACGAUGCGCCCAAUGAUACGCCAUUCUUGGAAUGCUUCGGCAUCGUCGGACUCUCGCGCUUCUUCAGUAGCAGCUACCUAUUCGUCAUCACCGACUCCAAAUUCAUUGGGCACUACUUUCACCACACCCGUCCGAUCUACUGCUGCACAGGCGUGCUGGCCAUUCCGCUUCUUCACCAAGAGGCCUCGCAGGCCGUCCGUUCUCAGCUGGCCAAGCUCGGAGGUGCGCUUUCAGAUAAUUUACCUGAUGCAUAUCCAGCUCAAGUCUCGACGUCAGAUGAAGAUGCAAGCUCGGAAAGCGGCCCAGAUAGCGAAAGCGACUCCUCCGAGUCCGACUACGACGACGUGGAGACACCGGCAGCUAUCCCGAAAGAACCAUUUUUCUCAUCUAUCUCUACCUCUCAGCGAGCUGACACGCUUCGCAUGCCCAAGUCACGACCUUGGCUCACCAAAGCUUCUCGUGCAGUCUCCGAUGUUCGUAUCGAGACCGUGUCGCAAGGGACUAUGCUUUCGGAAGAGGCUAUGCUUCAAUCCGAACUUGCAGACUCAACAGAAGCAUCCUCCAGCGCUGAGGUCUCAAAUCCUGGGACAACACCACCGUCUACAGAAGCGAUCGAACAACCCAUCAUUGCCGAUGCUGCAACGCCCGAGCAACAGUGGCAUGCAGCUAAGCAGGCCGAGCUUGAGGACAAGGCGGUGAGAGAAACGGCAAAGUACUGGGCGCGAGGAGAAUUUUGGUUCAGCUACGAUUUUGAUCUAACCACUUCGUUGCAGAACAAGAGACAAGCUCUUGAGAACAAGCCAACACGAAGCUCAGCCGUCGCAAAAAAUCCGGCCUUGCACUCUUCGCAUCAGGCUCAAGCAUCGACUGCGAGCUCCUCGGUUUUAACGCAAGCGCCUUCGUUCCCACUGCUCGCCGAGCCAUAUCCUAACCUUGCGCUGUGGAGAAGAGCCGACCGCCGGUUUUGGCACAACGAACAUAUGUCAGAGGACCUCAUCCACGCCGGUCUGCACGCUUACAUCCUGCCCAUCAUGCAGGGUUAUUUGCAAACCGUCACGCUACCCGUACAGCCCAUCGGACCGGCGUGGGCGGACGCUGGGUCGGACGCAGUGCUUCAAUGCCAGAUGAUGGUAAUUUCGCGUCGAUCAAAAGAAAGAGCUGGGCUGCGAUAUCAGCGCCGAGGCAUCAACGAGUCUGGUCAGGUCGCCAACUUUGUCGAGACAGAGCAGAUCCUGUAUGUAUUACGUGGACCGUCUGCAGCCUCGUCGGAAUCUGAGACGAUCGGAGACGUACUGUCCUUUGUACAGAUCCGGGGAAGCAUUCCGUUGUACUGGUCGCAAAGUCCAUUCUCGCUCAAGCCACCACCAGUGCUCGAGCGUACCGAAGCGGAAAACACGGCGGCCUGCCGCAAGCAUUUCGCAGCACAAGUUGAUAGAUAUGGCUCGAUCACGUGCGUCAAUCUUGCCGAACAAGGAGGCAAAGAAGGCGAAAUCUCAAAAGCGUACCGCACCGCUGUCGAGAAGCUCGGUGUCGGGGAGCCGUCUGACGACAGCACUUGCGAAAAGACGUGGGAUAGGAGCAAGCUGCAUUACGUCGACUUUGACUUCCACAAGGAAUGCUCCGGCAUGAAGUUUGAAAAUGUUGCCAAACUCAUAGCGCAGAUGGAGUCGACGCUGGGCGAGAUGAAGUACUACCAUCAUCGCACGCGCGGUGCGGCUCAGCAGGACCAAGUACAGGUGCUGAGCAGGCAGACUGGCGUUUUUCGCGUGUCGUGCUUGGACUGUCUCGACAGGACUAAUGUGGUGCAAUCUGCUUUUGCAAGGCAUGUGCUCACGGGUCAGCUUGCCAGUCUAGCCAUCAGCGUUGGGUCUCCUAGUGCUGUUAUGGCAUCAAGUUAG
Messenger RNA from Mycosarcoma maydis (corn smut), 2454 nucleotides. RefSeq lists its product as uncharacterized. The transcript has a single exon. The record is from RefSeq and is a predicted model, not a curated record. Lineage: Eukaryota; Fungi; Basidiomycota; Ustilaginomycetes; Ustilaginales. Gene Ontology annotation, biological process: phosphatidylinositol dephosphorylation. Gene Ontology annotation, cellular component: endoplasmic reticulum. Gene Ontology annotation, molecular function: phosphatidylinositol-4-phosphate phosphatase activity. The coding region runs from base 1 to 2454 and encodes 817 amino acids.